This is a messenger RNA of Anas platyrhynchos (mallard), 2225 nucleotides long. It is a transcript of the gene EFHB, whose product is annotated as EF-hand domain family member B. NCBI's taxonomy places the organism in Eukaryota, Metazoa, Chordata, Aves, Anseriformes, Anatidae. Gene Ontology annotation, molecular function: calcium ion binding. The record is from RefSeq and is a predicted model, not a curated record.
AAGGAGGAUGGAGAAUGGCACAUGGAUGGAUGGAGAAUGGAACAGGAUGCGAUUAAAUUUAGAUGUCUCGCUGGGAGGAAAGCGAGCGUUCACUAAGCGUCACCUGAGAGCGAGCUAGGCUUACUGAAAGCAGCUGGGCUUCUAAGCGGCAGUGAAAGUUGGUCGGGUUUACCAAAGCUGCUUUUCUGAGCUAAUCUCUGCCCGUUUCCACAAGGCAAAUUAACGCCCGCAUUAGCGCUCCUCCCGAGGGGCCGCGGCCAGGAGGCCGCCGGCGGGCGCUGGCCGUGAGGGAGGCUCGGCAGGAGCCGGCGGUGCCGCCCGGGGCGCGGCCGUUACCAGGCCAGCGGUGAGGGCUCCCGCGCCGCCAUGGCGGGGCCGCUGCGGCCGGUGUACGAGGGGCGGUUCACAGACAGGUUUCCGCACAUCUCGGCCGCUGGGAAGUUGCUUUCUACCGGCGAUACGGCUGCGCGUUGCCUCACUGAGAUUGUACCCAGGCCUAUUACUCCAACUAUUGUGCGAAAGUUUCGAAAUACGACAAAUCCAGCUCCUGGUGCAGAAAGAAUAUUCUAUGGCAGAGCAGAUGAUCCUGACAUUGCAGCUCACUUGACACAUGGCAUACAGUCACGUUCUUCACUUGGUGCAGCUUCACUGAUAAAUCCACUUCCUAAAACUAAUUUUCAACAAAAAAUACAAGAUAGAAAAGAAGCAAUCUACUUUAGUAACCGUGAAGCACCCUUGGGCAAAUCACAUGAUCAAUCUCCUAUGUUACCUAAGGGCUUAGAUAUAACUAAUACCACAUUCGGAACAAAAAUCAUCCAAGAUGCACCAGCUGGAGAGCUUAUAAAUCCACCAAAAACGUUUGAGGAAGUAGAUGAAGAAACCAGAAAAGGACAUGAUCUGUACGUUGUGUCGCACAAUGAUUAUUAUGCGGGAGAAGCAAUAAAUAGAAAGUAUGACUCACCAAACUUCAACAAGUCUUUUGCAUAUGGAAUAGAAACCCCUCACUUCAAAGAUGGACGAAAUGUAUCCAAAUCCUUAAAUUGGCUCUGUGAUCUGCAGUGGAAAAAAGCAGCAAAAAUUGUAUCCAAAAGAAGUGAUGAUUUCAAGGAAAAAUUUCAACCUCAAGUUGGAAAAGUCCUUGAUCCCAUAGCAGAAACUAUGAAUGUUCCCCCAGGCCAUACGUUUGGAAUGUUACUCCGUCCAGAUGAAUGUGGAGUUGGUGAUCUUCUUCACUGUAGGGCUCCAAGUGAGUUCCUCCGUGGUAAAGACAGAGAAAGAGCUGUGCUAGCUGCAGUUCGGCAAAGUUUGAAGAAAGCUAACUAUGAAAAUUUUGAUAUGUUGCUAGAAGCAUUUAGGCAUUAUGAUAAGAAUGGUGAUGGAAUGAUAGACAAAGAUGACCUGCGGAAGUCCUGUUUUCAGCUUAAUCUGAACCUAGAUGAUGAGCUCUUGGAUUCCUUAUUUGACUAUUGUGAUUUGGAUAAAGAUGGUCUGAUCAGUUAUCUGGAGUUUGCAAACUUUCUUAACUGGAAAGACAAAAUGGCUGUUAAAGAAUUUGAAGAAAAAAUAAUUACAGGAGGGAAAAAAAUAAAUGUUCCUGCUCUGUCUGGCACAAAUACAGAUGAUGAACCACUGCUGAAGCAGGAAGAUCUUGUAUUAAAAGAACCAGGAAGCUCAGAAAAGACACCAAAAACACUUACAAGACCAACAGACAGUGUAUUUGCAGAUUAUCAAACAACUUCUUCUCAGUAUAAUGCUGUAGUAGGUGGUCUCCCAACAACCUAUUAUCCAGUGUGUGGCAUUCCAACUAUUCGUUCAGACAUUCCUGCUCCUCGAAUUCGCCGCAUCAGUGACAGAACUAACUAUGGUGAUGAGGCCAAUGCUUAUGCAUUAUUGUUCCCUUCUGUCUUCAGUCAAAAGGGAGUGUAUGAAAAUGACUUUUUUAAAACAAGACCAAAGGCAGAGGUUGCACAAAUUCUCCGCAACAGUGGUAUGAACAUUUCAGAUGAAAGAUUUGAACAGAUAUGGAAGCAAGCCUGUAUGAAACAACAGGAAGAAGAGGUUUGUGUACAAAAUGUCAGGAAUAUACUGGAUGAGAUAAACGCAACACCCGAAGACUAGAAUUAGCAAUUGUUUUGUGUGCAUGUGAUGCAUAUAUUUAAAUUGACAUCAGUCAUAAUUCUGGUGCUGAAUACAAUAAAGAUUUAAAAUAAGAUGUUUUUAUAUAA